Microcebus murinus (gray mouse lemur) is the source of this 2915-nucleotide messenger RNA. It is a transcript of the gene ASIC3, whose product is annotated as acid sensing ion channel subunit 3. Gene Ontology annotation, molecular function: ligand-gated sodium channel activity; pH-gated monoatomic ion channel activity. Gene Ontology annotation, biological process: sodium ion transmembrane transport. The record is from RefSeq and is a predicted model, not a curated record. NCBI's taxonomy places the organism in Eukaryota, Metazoa, Chordata, Mammalia, Primates, Cheirogaleidae. Gene Ontology annotation, cellular component: plasma membrane.
CCUGCCACGGCUGGCUGCGCCCCACCUGGCCUUGGCUGCGGAGCCCCCUGGCCCAGCGGAGCCACCGCCUGUUCCUGCGGAAGGCCGAGCUGGACCACCCAGGUCACUACCUCGAAGCCCACCAGGCCAGCGCCUCCCACCUCUCACCCUUGACUCUUCUCCCACCCACUCCUCUCCUUUCCUCCCCCUGCCUCACCUGCAGCAGCCCCUGCCUGGACACGAGAAUCCUGUCUCAACCCUCCCAGCCUUCCCACCGACCCUCUCUCGCUCCUUCCAAGCCCCUGUAGCUGGUCACCAGCCCCCAGCCCUCGCGGUCGCUCAGCUCUCCCUGGGCUCUGGCCAUGAAGCCCCCAGGGCCGGAGGAGGCCCGGCUGCGGGCCUCGGACCUCCACGUGUUCGCCAGCAGCUGCACGCUGCACGGGCUGGGCCACGUCUUCGGGCCGGGGAGACUGACUGUGCGCCGGGGGCUGUGGGCCGUGGCCGUGCUCCUGUCGGUGGCCACCUUCCUCUACCAGGUGGCUGAUAGAGUGAGCUACUACCAGGAGUUCCACCACCAGACAGCCCUGGACGAGCGAGAAAGCCACCGGCUCACCUUCCCGGCCAUCACCCUCUGCAACAUCAACCCGCUGCGCCGCUCGCGCCUCACGCACAAUGACCUGCACUGGGCCGGGCCCGCGCUGCUGGGCCUGGACCCCGCGGAGCACACGGCCUUCCUACGUGCCCUGGGCCGGCCCCCUGCGCCGCCUGGCUUCAUGCCCAGUCCCACCUUCGACAUGGCACAGCUCUACGCCCGUGCUGGGCACACCCUGGAUGACAUGCUGCUGGACUGCAGCUACCGCGGCCAACCGUGUGGGCCUGAGAACUUCACUGCGAUCUUCACCCGGAUGGGGCAGUGCUACACCUUUAACUCCGGCGCUGACGGGGCAGAGCUGCUCACCAUCACCAAGGGUGGCGCCGGCAAUGGGCUGGAGAUCAUGCUGGACGUGCAGCAGGAGGAGUAUCUGCCCAUGUGGAAGGACAUGGAGGAGACGCUGUUUGAGGUGGGGAUCCGGGUGCAGAUCCACAGCCAGGAGGAGCCGCCCCUCAUCGACCAGCUGGGCUUUGGGGUGGCCCCCGGCUACCAGACUUUCGUGUCCUGCCAGCAGCAGCAACUGAGCUUCCUGCCACCGCCCUGGGGUGACUGCAGUUCCGUGUCUCUGGACCCUGACUUUGAGCCUGAGCCCUCUGAUCCCCCUGGUCCCCCCAGCACCAGCAGCAGCCCUCCCUAUAGCCUAACGGGGUGUCGCCUGGUCUGCGAGACCCGCUACGUGGCUCGGAAGUGCGGCUGUCGAAUGAUGCACAUGCCUGGCAGCGCGCCAGUUUGCAGCCCCCAGCAGCACAAGGACUGCGCCAGCGCGGCACUGGACGCCAUGCAGCGGAAGGACGCGUGCGCCUGCCCCAACCCCUGCGCCAGCACGCGCUACGCCAAGGAGCUCUCCAUGGUGCGGAUCCCGAGCCGCGCCGCCGCCCGCUACCUGGCCCGGAAAUUCAACCGCAGCGAGGCCUACAUCGCGGAGAACGUGCUGGUCCUGGACAUCUUCUUUGAGGCCCUCAACUACGAGUUGGUGGAGCAGAAGAAGGCCUACGAAAUGUCAGCGUUGCUAGGUGACAUUGGGGGCCAGAUGGGGCUGUUCAUUGGGGCCAGCCUGCUCACCAUCCUUGAGAUCCUAGACUACCUCUGUGAGGUGUUCCAAGACAGGGUCCUGGGGUAUUUCUGGAAUCGAAGGCGCUCCCAAAAGCACUCCAGCACCAACCUGGCCUCCCACCCCUCCCUGUGCCGUCACCAAGACUCUCUCUGCCUCCCACCGCACUUGCUACCUUGUCACGCGCCUCUAGACCUGCGUAUUCUCGGGGCCACACGUUGGCAUCCUGGACACGCCCAGCCUGCAGAGCUUUGCCAUCUUCACCCCAAUAAAGUCUUAAUGCAUCAGCCUCAGGUGUUCCUCUUACCGGGGAGAGACCAGCCAGGCCCAGCUCAGCCCUACUCAGGCAUAGAAGCCCUCUGCCACCCAUCGUCCCCUUGGGUAUGGCUUCUGAAACGGGGAGCUGAGCCCCAGUUAACCCCACGAAUCCCUGGGAGAGAAUGGGAGUACGAGGACAUCAGGCAUGGGCACUUGGUGUGAACGAGUCUAUCAGACUGACGUCUCACAGGGAAGGAAGGACAGGCACUGCCCACGCCCAGAGCUUGGGGGUGAGGACAGAGGAGCCAGCCAGUAGGUAGUGCCCACGCAGUGAGGGCAGGGCUGGGAGUGGGGGAGGAAGCAGGGAAAGGAUGGGGAGGUCAUUCCACUCCCAAGAACACAGCUAUCGUCCUGCCGUAGGAGACCAUGACUCCUUUUCUCACACUUGGGACCAAGCGUGGCACACAGCCCAUCUCCAUGGCCCGGUUCCUGCUUCCCCAGCCUCCCACAAGAGCCGAAGGCCCCCGCCUAAGAACAUGGGGGUGGGGUGUGCCCUCCCUUCCCCCUCCUGCCAGUAAGGACACACCAGGCCCCAGCCAUAGGCUCAAUUUCCCUUUCUUUCUCUGCAUCCCAGACAUUGAAGAACUGACAAAUGUGGGGUGGUGGUGGGGUUCCUGCUGGAACCACACCUUUGGGUCCCUCUUUCCCCACCUGCAGGCCUGAGUAAGGGGACAUGAGGAGGAAAGGGACAGGAGGGUCCACGUGGGAUAUGGAGAACCACAAGUGGAGGCCCCUUGCUCCCCAUUUGGGGGAAGCCCAUCCUUGCUCUCAGGCGCUGGCCGCCACGCUCCCAGGUGGAGGAAGGGAGGGGUGUGCAUGAACGCAGCUGUGCAGGGACAGGCUGCUCUGCCCCAGCAGUGAGGGGUGGGUCAUAGACUCCAGCUUCCAGUCUCGGGACCCUUGGAGGGCGGCCAA